Molecule: messenger RNA, 1059 nt
Organism: Seminavis robusta
Lineage: Eukaryota; Bacillariophyta; Bacillariophyceae; Naviculales; Naviculaceae
Source: the annotation of a GenBank genome assembly
AUGCAGGGGUGGACCAGGCUGAUGCAACUGAAUCACUUCCACCCGUAUGACUAUAAGGCAGAUGUGGCGCAACGAGCCAGGGCGAACUACUUUGGCUCGUUGUACAAGCAUAUUGAUCGUUGCUGGACUGAGGAUGCCAAACGCAUUCCUACCCUUGUUUCCAUGGACAUGAUUGGCAAGGGCGGCAAUGCCGAAAAUGUUGUGUCUGUGUUCAACGAUGGCGGCGUAAUAUUGCACAAGGGUCGCAACUGCCCUUCCGCAGAGACACUGGGCGCUUUCCACUCUCUGCGAGCUGGCGAACGGAGGGAGAAUCCCGUCUGGAGCUUCAACAUCCCAAAUGAUCAAAUACAAUCCAUGGUUUUUGUGGGUCCGAUGAAGCGAGGGGUGAGGAUUGAACUGAGUUCGGAUCCCAAUGCGUUUGCCCAGCACAGUCAAUUUCUAGUGACGUUGAUCCGUGAUAUCAAGCGUGGAGAUCGCAUCUGUGUCCCUCAAAUCGAGGAAUCCAAAAACACCAAUGACUGGGUUGGUCGUUUCCGCAGGCACGAAGGCGACAACGAUAACUAUCUUGAGUAUCAAGUCUCUCGUAUUAGAUUGGAGGUUCCAUCUUCUAACUUGAACGACUUUUACUCCAAGGUAAUGAGAGGUUUGCAGUGGACCCCUCGAUUCAACUCCAAGACACACUACCACGGUCUUUCCAAGAACCUUGCUGGUCCCAUGAUUGGUAUGCGUUGUCUUGGAAAGCGAUGCGAUAGCAAGUUCAUUCUUCAAGCUGAUACGGCUUCUCCAUGCCAUGGUUGGCAUGACAAUUGGGUUUCCAAGUGGUUUAGUGAGGAACACCGAGACCAAAUGCGUUGUCCUAGUGGCCAGUUUAUGCGUCGACUCCAAUGCAGGGAGAAGUAUUGUGAUGACAUGAGAAUCUACUGUUUCAAGCCCAACAAUAGUUGCAAAGUAGGGGGGUCACAGACCUCGCAUUUCUGGAUCGACGAGAGCGGCAGUGGUGGACGCUGCAGCCCCGGAGCAGUAAUCACGGGCAUUCAAUGCCACGGCGACCUACUGUAG